This is a messenger RNA of Cryptomeria japonica (Japanese cedar), 927 nucleotides long. RefSeq names its product protein BPS1, chloroplastic-like. Gene Ontology annotation, biological process: root development; shoot system development. The coding region runs from base 1 to 927 and encodes 308 amino acids. NCBI's taxonomy places the organism in Eukaryota, Viridiplantae, Streptophyta, Pinopsida, Cupressales, Cupressaceae. The record is from RefSeq and is a predicted model, not a curated record. The transcript has a single exon.
AUGGCCCUGCACUUUCCUCACAAGAAUAGGCAUAAUCGGUCAAAGAGCAUGCCCUCAAGGCUGCAGGGUGACCCAAUUCUUACAGACGCACUUAUCAGUGAGGUAGAAAGAUUGGAGGACUGCUGUUCUUCUUCCUCAUGCUUUGGAGGAGAUUGGCUUGCACAAGCACUGGAGGUAGCGAUGAAAUGUUGUUCCAAUCUUUCAGACAUGAAGAUACACAUGGAGAGCAAGUGGAUGAACGCACAUCUGGAUGACAUACUUCAUCUGCUUGAGGCGUGCAAUGUUUUGAGAGACACCAUUGCAGACAUCAGGAAGCAGAACGCUUGUAUACAGAUAGCAAUUCGAGGACUUGGCCCUGCCCUCACUCCGUCUGUGCAUGUCCUCCAGAGAGCUCACACCUCUAUUGCUUCUUGGCUGAAGAAGAAGAAUGACACAAACUCGCAGCUGGAGAAAUGCAUGUCGAAUUUGAGGCGAAUGGCGGAAAAGCUGAACCGUGAGGAUAGAGCAGGAGUGGAAGGCGCUGUCAUGAACAUGAUCCAUGCCAAGGCCAUCAUCAUAAUGGUUUGCUCUGCCUUUGUCGCUGCUCUUUCCUUCAAGACAUCACACAUGAGGAUGCCAUCUCUUCCUCUUCCUACGCAUUUCAGUCGCCUGCAUGACAAGCUGAGGGAGGCAGUCGAAAUGAGAAAGAGGUCAUCAUCAUCAAGGUUGUUGAACGAGUUGGAGGGAGCAGAUAUUGCACUAGGAAACCUCAACAAUCAUUUAAACUCAAACUCCAAGUUGCACCUUCCUCUUCACCUCUCGCCCGCAACCGUCGCACUUCAUCAGUUGGAGACAACUCUUCCCCAGUUUGAGCACAAAAUCAACCAGCUAUUCAGGUUUCUUAUCUCUACGAGAGUUGCACUCUUGAACAGCCUUUCUUCGCACUGA